Molecule: messenger RNA, 1903 nt
Organism: Petromyzon marinus (sea lamprey)
Lineage: Eukaryota; Metazoa; Chordata; Hyperoartia; Petromyzontiformes; Petromyzontidae
Product: pannexin-3-like
Biological process (GO): positive regulation of interleukin-1 production; cell-cell signaling; monoatomic cation transport
Cellular component (GO): plasma membrane
Molecular function (GO): wide pore channel activity
Source: RefSeq, a predicted model, not a curated record
CACUGGAAGCAUCUUCCGCCACUGGAAGAGCCGUGGACACGCUCUAAACAAUAGUUUACAACCAAUGCUGCUCCCGAGACUGCAGACGUCACGAUGUGUCGGGGACAUUGGCUCGUGCCGCCGUCUCCUGGCGAGCUAGGGAAUGUGCCCCUCGACUGUGCCCACGGUGGUUCCGCCCUCGUCAGCCACACCCCUCCCCAGUGAGCCCCGCCUCCUGCUGCUGCCGCCCCAAGCCGCAGCUGCAGCAGAGGGGCAGUGAGGGCAGGCGGCCACGUGGAUGGCGGGCGGUCAGCUCUAACGCGGAACUCAGGCACACGUUUAACUGCCGCUGCAGCACCACCACCAGCGAUGUCGAUCGCGGCGGCCGCCGCAGAGUACAUCUUCUCGGACUCGCUGCUCAAGGACUCGGCAGACGCCAGGUUCAAGGGCCUGCGUCUCGAGCUGCCGGCCGACCGCCUCCUCAAGUUCAUCACGGUCGGCCUGCCGCUCAUGCUCAUCUCGCUCGCCUUCGCACAGGAGAUCUCCAUCGGCACUCAGAUCAGCUGCUUUCCCCCAGCAAACUUCUCAUGGCGGCAGGCGAUCUACGCCGAUGCGUUUUGUUGGGCGUCACUGCUCCACCAUGGCACCGAGCCUGACGGGACUCCGCACCAACAGUCACUGUGGAUACACAAGAUGUUCCCCUACGCGCUGCUGCUCAUCGCCGUUUCCAUGUACGUACCUGCGCUGUUCUGGCGCUUUGCCAUGGUGCCCCUGCUCUCGUCCGACCUCGUCUUCAUCAUGGAGGAGCUGGACAAGAGCUACAACCGCAGCGUGCGCCUUGCGCAGCACAUCGUCCAGCGCUGCCCCCGCUCCGGCGACGCCAACAAUCUCUUCUACGACGAGGUGGACCGGGCUCGCCGCGAGAACUACUUUGAGUUCCCGCUGCUGGAGAAGUACCUGGCUUGCAAGCGCGACACGCGGGAGCUCCUGUGGCGCUACGUCGCACGCAACCUCCUCGUGCUGCUGCUCAUGCUGCUGUCGUGCCUCUACCUGGGCUUCUACCACGCCGUCGCCUCCGUCCUCGACGAGUUCAGCUGCAACAUCAAGACGGGCCUGCUGGCCAACGACAGCCUCAUCCCGGGCCUCAUCCAGUGCAAGCUGACGUCGGUGCGAGUCUUCUACGUGCUCAGCCUCAUCAACAUCUCGGUGUACGCCCUCGCGUCCGCCCUCGUCUUCUACAACGUCGCUCGCCUCUGGCGGCCCAACCAGAGCUUCCUCGACGUCUACGAGAUGCUGCCGUCGUUUGAGGUGCUCGGCGGGCGGGGCGCCGGCGCGUCGCGCGCCGGCGCCUGCCGCUGCCUGCCCAGCGACCUGUCGGUCAUCCUCCUCUUCCUCGGCGCCAACGUCCACGAGCUGAAGUCGUACAAGCGCCUGCUGGUGUUCCGCAGCGUGCGCCCGGUGCCCAGCGCCUACGACGUGGACACGCUGGUGGACACCAUGACCAUCCUGGCGGGCUUCGAGAUGUCGAGGCGGGGCGGCGGCGAGAACGCCGGCGGGCCGGGGUCGUCCGAGGUGGACGGGGCGCGAGUGGCGAAGGACGCCAAGGGCGCAUCGCGGCAGCAGCAGCAGCAGCAGAAGCAGACGUCCAGUCCGACUGACUCGAUACGGAAUAAGUUGCUGCGGCAAAGGCAGCAAGAUCAGAACACGGCGAGCACUAACGUAUGACACCCCUGGGGGGGGGGGGUCUCCGAGUCCCGGGAGAAUCUGUGUCACCGCCUUGCGAAAACGCGUGGACCCAUCCACUGAAUGCACGUGCGGUCGCACGCACGCAAAACAAAUACAGAGGUCCCCCCCCCCCCGUGUGUAGCCUUAAGAGACUGUUGGGGAAAGUGCUGUUAGCGAGCAGCACCUGUGAACGCUGGGG